CAAACGCGUCAAAUCCAGUGACCGUCGACCUGAUCUUCACUUUGACUGCUAUUUUAGGGGUGGAUGAAAAGUCCCAGGUCUUAAAAACAUACAUCUGGCGAGAGUUAACAUGGAAAAACGAGUUUUCUGUGUGGGAUCCAGACAAGUGUGGCACUGAAUGGAUUGCAGUUCCAAGAACUCUGCUCUGGGAACCAGAUAUAGUCAUCAAUGAAUUCAUGGAGAAGAACACUGCUCCUCCUGUUCCAUACAUCUACCUGCAUUUUGAUGGUGACAUUUACGACUCACAGCCCAUCAGAGUGGUCAGUUCCUGCAGCCUUGAUAUCUACCUGUUUCCCUUUGAUAUUCAGAACUGUACUUUUACCUUCAACUCCUACAUCCACGUCAUGGACGAAAUACAGCUCCUCCUUUCUGGAACUGGAGACGAAAUGACUGAAGCGUCUAAAAUGGUGAUAUCUACGAUGGGCGAAUGGAGCUUAAAUAAAAUCACAGCGAACAGAGCAGAAAUUGAUACCGUAGAAGGAAACAUUUAUGUGGAGCUUCAAUGCCAUAUCUCCAUUCGGCGCCAUCCCACCACAUAUGUGGUGAACCUCCUGCUCCCCAGCUGUUUCCUCAUUGCAGUGGAUCUUUUCAGCUUCAUGCUGCCUCCUAAAAAGAUCGACCGCUCCCUGUUCAAGAUGACUCUUGUCCUGGGCUACACUGUCUUCCUGCUAAACACCAACCAAAUGCUGCCCAUUACUGGAGACACUGUACCCCUCAUAAACGUGUUCCUGUCCAUGUGUCUGGUGAUGAUGGUUGCUACUUUAGUGGAGUCCAUCUUUGUUACCAACCUCCUGCACGGCUCUGCCGACUAUCCUCCAGCGCCUCGUUGGUUCAGAGAUUUUGUUUUUCAGGUUUUGGGACGGCUGGUAAGAAUUUCUACAAAGUCCAUAGAAAGAGACAACACUGUAAUCCAAAAUCCCAACGCACAAGAAAUGUCAGAUUCCUCUCCAGUGGUUACAAAAAACGACAUUUCGGAGGAGAAGGAAACCUUGAAUGAGAACAAGAGUGUGCAGGUGCUCAGGAAAAUAAACAGGGAUCUGAAAGCCAUCCACCUUCAAGUGGAGAAGAAGCUGAAAAGAAACCUCAGCUCACAGGAGUGGAUCUACAUCGCUCUCAUCAUUGACCGUCUGCUGUUUUUCUUUUACAUCCUCUUCAUAUCAGUCAGCUUCAUUACUAUCCUCAUCAUCUGGGUCGUCUCAUACAGUAAAGCCUGAAUCAUGUAUCUUCUUGUGUAUCAUGCAUAGUCUCUGUUUUUCUGAAUUUGCAAUAAUAUAUGCAAUAAUAUAUGCAAUAAUAUAUGCAAUUAUAUAUCUAAGUGAUUUUUUUUAAAUCUUAACCUUGACUUUCAUGUUCUACAAAUUUUAUUUUAGCCAUUUGUUCAUCAAAAACAUGGAAUAAUGCAUUUAUUCGCAGAAAACUGUGGUUAUUCAACAGGCUUUUUUAGUUGUUUAAACAUACUGUUGUGUGUUAUGCAUACUUUGUUCCUAAUCGACAACAUAUGGCUCUUUGCAAGGUAAAUAUGACUAUUAGUACAAAUGGAAACAGAUCAUACGUGGCUAUUGGGAUCCUAAUGUAUGUUUUCAACCUUGAGCCUGUAGAAAUGUUUAUUUCAGCUUUUAAGUAAGAAUAUUUAUCAUAAUAGUCGUUUACUGUUCAUGUC
This is a messenger RNA of Oryzias latipes (Japanese medaka), 1699 nucleotides long. RefSeq names its product 5-hydroxytryptamine receptor 3C-like. The record is from RefSeq and is a predicted model, not a curated record. Gene Ontology annotation, molecular function: extracellular ligand-gated monoatomic ion channel activity; transmembrane signaling receptor activity. Gene Ontology annotation, cellular component: membrane. Gene Ontology annotation, biological process: monoatomic ion transmembrane transport. NCBI's taxonomy places the organism in Eukaryota, Metazoa, Chordata, Actinopteri, Beloniformes, Adrianichthyidae.